AUGGCCAGGAACUGCACUACCAUCCGAGCUCAGCCCUCCAAAGAGUCCCCCACUAUGGUCAUGUACCUCACCACCUGCGAAAUUACAACUCCAUGCACUGAGACGCACGACGUAGUUCCUUGGCGGCUCAGGAGGGCGGCCACGUCGGAUCGGUUUAGCCACGGCCGAUUUGACCAGGAUGAUGGAGCAUGGUGGCUCGUCCUCCGCCGCGCUGUGCAGAGUCACCAGGGUGACAAGUUUGCGAUCAACAAGGUCCAGGGCUGGGAGCAGAAGGUUCGGGAAUAA
This is a messenger RNA of Clonostachys rhizophaga, 285 nucleotides long. The record is from the annotation of a GenBank genome assembly. Lineage: Eukaryota; Fungi; Ascomycota; Sordariomycetes; Hypocreales; Bionectriaceae.